AUGAAGGUUUCUGUGGCUUUAGAGGUCUUGGCUCUCCUUGCUGCUUCGAUGUGGCCUUGUGCUGACAACGUGCUUGUGAAAAUAGCUUGUUCUUUGGAUUGGAUGAUGGUCCAAGUUACCCCAUAUACAUACUGCGGACAUCAGUAUAUAUUGGCUGAGGAAUUAUACCUGGGAUUGGGCUGUCCUGUGACCUGGAUAGAAACAUAUGCAUAUCAUUUUAUAUAUCCCAUUUCUGAUUGUGGUAUCAGGACACAGGUUGUUUCAGAACAUACUCUCAUUUUGCAAAGUGAGCUGUACUAUAACCCGAGGGGCCUACAUUGGAGUUGUCAAAUGGUCCCUCUGCAGUGUUCUGUCUCUAGGAAAUCAGUGUGGCUUACACCAGUUUCUACAGAUGAAAUAAAAUCGAAUCUCAGUCCCUUUAUUGCUGACUUCGAGGCAACAGCAAAAGAGUUAGGAUUACUAUGUUUGAAUUAA
Molecule: messenger RNA, 474 nt
Organism: Pteronotus mesoamericanus
Lineage: Eukaryota; Metazoa; Chordata; Mammalia; Chiroptera; Mormoopidae
Product: oocyte-secreted protein 2-like
Exons: 4
Coding region: 1-474 (157 amino acids)
Source: RefSeq, a predicted model, not a curated record